AUGCGUUCUUCAACUUUCUCAACCUUUGCCAUCUUGGCAACCUCUUUGCUGGCCAAAGAAGCUCUCGCUGGACGGUAUGAUGUUCGGAAGAGAGCUGCCCUUCUCGAAGUAGUCACCGACAGUGUUAUUGUCAUUGAGCAAGCUACCGUCACUGAGGAGCCAGAUGGAUCGUACGAGACUGGGCUGCCUGUGGUGAUUGGGACCACGACCAUCGAUGGCAUCCCCGUCGUCGUUUCAAGCACUGAGCUUCCCGUCUCUCCAGAGGCUACCGCACCAGCUCCAGUCAAGGCAGCGGUCCAAGAAUCAAGCACUGCGUCUCCCUCGUCAGCAGCAGUCUUCUUUCAAGAACCCAAGAUCGCCCCAGCACCUGCCACAAGACCCGCUGCCUCAACUUCGUCAACCACAUUGGCUGUCCCCACGACUUUUGCUACCUCGACCACUUCCAGCUCAAGCUCUUCGAUCUCUUCAACCUCUUCAGCCUCUUCCACCUCAACCUCCAUCAGCUCGACUUCUUCCAGUUCAACUUCCUCGAGCUCGAUCCCUCCCAGUUCGACCUCCUCCACUGCCGCCCCUGCCAGCACCGCUACUAGCACCAGCUCCGGAGACAAGCGUGGUCUUGCUUAUAACGACCCCUCCCUCCUCUCAGGCUUUCUCGGCGCCAACUCCAAGACCUCUUGGUGCUACAACUGGGGUUCUACCAGCGGAGGCAUCAUCCCCUCAAGCCUUGAAUAUGUGCCCAUGCUCUGGGGUCUCGCAAGCAGUUCAACCUCGGGCUGGGCCGCCGCAGCAAGCAGCGCCAUCGCAUCCGGCUCCUCUCAUCUCCUCAGCUUCAACGAGCCCGAUCUCAGCUCCCAAUCCAACCUUGGCUACGCGGAGGCCGCCAGCGGCUACAAGACAUACAUGCAACCAUUCGCUGGGAAGGCCAAAUUGGGCGCCCCAGCUGUGACGAAUGGGGCUGCCGACCAAGGAAUGGGAACCGGCUGGCUCACCAACUUCCUCCAGGCCUGCGACGGCUGCACCAUCGACUUCGUUCCCUUCCACUGGUACGGAUCCGCGACCGACCCCGACUCCUUCAUGAGCUACGUUUCGACCGUCUACACAGCCAGUGGAAACCGCCCGCUCUGGAUCACCGAGUUCGGCGCUAGUGGUACUGCUGAUGAGCAGCAGACCUUCCUGGAUACAGUGAUGCCAUGGCUCGAUAGCCAGAGCUACGUCGAGCGUUAUGCGUACUUCAUGGUCUCGGACGGAAACCUACUCUCGUCUGGCUCAUCUCUGUCGGCAUUGGGCAACACCUUUGCCUUCUCUUCUUAAAUAGAUGCGAGCAAAGCGAGCGGUUGUGGAUAUGCAGG
Amorphotheca resinae ATCC 22711 is the source of this 1349-nucleotide messenger RNA. RefSeq names its product glycoside hydrolase family 128 protein. Gene Ontology annotation, biological process: fungal-type cell wall polysaccharide metabolic process. Bases 1 to 1311 code for a protein of 436 amino acids. Gene Ontology annotation, cellular component: fungal-type cell wall. The transcript has a single exon. Lineage: Eukaryota; Fungi; Ascomycota; Leotiomycetes; Helotiales; Amorphothecaceae. The record is from RefSeq and is a predicted model, not a curated record.